This is a messenger RNA of Odobenus rosmarus divergens (Pacific walrus), 1449 nucleotides long. It is a transcript of the gene CUNH11orf16, whose product is annotated as chromosome unknown open reading frame, human C11orf16. The record is from RefSeq and is a predicted model, not a curated record. NCBI's taxonomy places the organism in Eukaryota, Metazoa, Chordata, Mammalia, Carnivora, Odobenidae.
AUGGAAUCCUCUGCAGGGCCUGGGACGCCUUUGCCCAAAUACCGCAGUGUGGCCAUGACCCUGAAGUCCCCUUCCAGGACUGGCGCUGCUCCUCCUUGGGGACUCUCCUUCACCUGCCCCUUUGCCAUCCAAGCACCCCAGCUCACCUGGCACAACCUGCUCUCCAGGGCUUGGUCUUCUCCACUCCCUAAUUCCAUUUGCUUUUUCUCAGCAUGGCAGGGGCCUGGCUGGUUGGGAAGAGUUGGAGAUGCUGCUGACACAUGGGUCCUGGCAAGAAGGGGACCAGAUGGCUUUUAUUACCGGGCUCAGAUAAAGGCUGCUCCAGAGCUGGAGAGACGGGGCGCCCUGCUUGUGGAAUUUGAGGUUCCCCUCGUCACAGACCUGAAGCUGCCAGCCCAGCGGCAGAACGUGGUCUUAGAAGAUGAUGUCAUUCAGUUCUUGCCAUCCACGGAAUGCUUGCUGUGACCUGGGGACACGGUGCUUGCCCCCUGGGAGCCAGACCAACAGCAGUAUGGCCCUGGCACCAUUCUCUUGGCCUCGGAGGCAAGAGACCCCCAGAGAGCAUCAGAAGAAGGAGAAAUUACUGUUCACUUCUGGAAUAGCAAGACAGCUAGUGUGCCUAGAGGCAGGGUCAGGUGGGUGCCCCCUGCUGUCUGGAAGGCUGUGGGGAGGCUGCACAAGCCUUCAAUCAAGGAGCACGCCGGCGCCCUCCUCUGGGUCCCUUGCUGCUCUCCGCUGGGACAGGCUGCUGGAUGGGUCACCAAUGGGCUUUCUCCGGGCACUCUGUUCCUGUGUCCUCCCUGCGUCCCCCAGGCCUGCUGCCAACUGCUGGGCCAGGGCUGCCUCUGCCCUUGCCCCUUGGCUGGACCUACCUGGUGGCCUCUAACCAGGGCCAAAAAACAUCCAGAGGUAGAACUGAAGCCCACAGCACCACAUUUGCCCCUAGAGGGUCCUAAAGAAGAGGAAGGAACGGUGCAACCUCCCCUGGGGGUUUCUUCUUCUUCCUCUUCCUCUUCUUCCGAAGAGGAUUUGGAGAAUGAUCUGCAGGUUGGCCUCCCCCAGAGGCUGAUGGUGGACAGCACAGUCAACACAGACCCCAUCCUUCUUGAGAAGUCUCCGAGGAGGCAGGGUGGCCUCUGCCAGCCCGAGUGGAGGUAUUGGAGGAGAAACGGGUCCGAGCCGCACCCUGGGAAGCCAGGAACAAGACAUGGAACCAUCUGGAGAGAAAAGAGGGGCAACAAACAACAAAGGGUACAGAGUAGUGCGGGGAACACGAAGGAGCUGGUCCUGGAAGCAAGCGGCGUGAAGCCACCACAGAUCCUGCCAGAGGACGGUGAACACAGAGAAUGGAGUUCGGGAACAGCGACCCACCAGAGGGACCAAAAUGCCCUCAGACUGAAAGCCCCGAGGAGCCAGAAAGCUAAAAGAGCAGUGGUGGUAACUACCUGA